This is a messenger RNA of Rhododendron vialii, 3983 nucleotides long. Its product is annotated as protein VACUOLELESS GAMETOPHYTES-like. The record is from RefSeq and is a predicted model, not a curated record. The transcript has 2 exons. NCBI's taxonomy places the organism in Eukaryota, Viridiplantae, Streptophyta, Magnoliopsida, Ericales, Ericaceae. Bases 1903 to 2961 code for a protein of 352 amino acids.
GAAGGAUGGGUGGGAGAUGGUGCGUGUUCUGUAUGUGUGAUAGAAAUUGAGAGGCUUUUAAUUUCCAUCACAUUACUCUUCUUCAUCAAAUUUUCCUUCUCGUUCUUUCUUGCUUUCAUUGUCAAUUCGCCACAACUGGUUAUUCUGUGAAGGGACUCCACAACUGCUUCUGAUUCGCGUGCUUUGUAUCAACUUGGGAGGAAUUUUGGUAAGAUUUAGGGUUUACAUAUGUCAGCUGUGGAAAUAACUUGCAUCCUCUCUAGAAAUUUACAGAGAUUAUAGUCUGUAUCCAACUUUACUUCUGAAAGAGCCAACUUUUACUAGAUCUAGUCAGGGCUGUCCAAGAAAAAUUGAAAACUGUGAAACCGGUUCGGACAGAAUUGAUAUGUGCUUUUUGAAUUUUGUCUAUAGAUUAAUGGUCCGAACACAGAUUCAAAAAUUAAAAAACCGUGAAAUAUAGAUUAUAAUAGAAUUUUCAUUUCAAAACCGAGGAUUAACUGAACCGGAACGUGAGAUUUUAAAAAAAAAAAAUAUAUAUAUAUAUAUAUAUAUAUAAAUGUGUAAUAUUUAUAAAUAAUCAGAACUUUACUAAUUGUUAUGAAUUUUUUAACAAUUUUAUAUUAAUGUGACAAUGCUUAUUCUUUAUUUGGUUGCCGCCUUGGAUGAUUCUGAACUGGAAUAGUAGAACUUGCUUGCUGUAAUGUUAUCUGAAUCUUGAAACUAGCAACGCUUCAAACGCUUAUUAGUUAAUACAUUUCAUAACACUAAUAAGUGUUUAUACUUUGCAUUUUUGGUUGGCAGUAGUAUUAUUUUAUUUUUAUGGAAGAAAAUUUGUGGAUAAAAUCAGGACCGAACUAUGACUCACGGUUUGGAUUGGAACCGAACCAUGAGACUUUUAGAUUAGGAUUGGAUUUCAUUUUCUAAAAACCGUGAAAUACGGAUUAGGAUCAGAUUCAUAAGAAUUCGAUCCAAUCCGGACCGUUUUACAGUCCUAGAUUUAGUCUGAUCCUAUUUGGAUCAAGUAUUUGUAGAUGCAAUAAUCGUAAAUUGGGACUAAUUUAUAUUUAUUGUUGUAGGUGGUUGAUUUUACUAAUUGUUAGUGGAUUUUUAUUUAUUAUUUAUUAUAGAUUUCGGUCAAAAUAUGUUUGUCUUCGAUUAAGAAAUAAAAGAAUAUGGACCAAAGUAAGAAACGCAUAAAUAUUUUUUUUUUGCUUUUUCGAUUAUACUGUAACGAAUUUGUUUAGCUUUUGAGAUUAAAAAAAAAUUCGAGGAAAAGACAAAAACAAGUCAAUUGACUUUAAUUAAGCGAUGAUUAAAGAUUGUGUUUUGAAUUUUUUUUUUUUUUUUUUUUGAGAUUAUAUGUCUCUUGAGUCUUGCCCAUUGAUUAGAAGCGUGAAGCGAUAAGGUGUUGGGUAGCGGCAACUUAAGGAAAUUUGUCGUCGGUCAACUAAAUUUCCCAAAAAUUACGUGGUAAUGAAUAUAUUAUACUAUCCCGAUCCCUAAUUUAAGCAAUUAGUUAAUUUUCCGUGAAUUUUACUUGCCUCUUUCUCCGUAAAGACAGUGAAUUUUGUACAUGAAUUGUUUAGAUCGAAGAAAACCAAGCAAGCCUUCAUUUUUUGCACACUAGGCGGGGGUCAAUGUAAUUUUCUAAUGAGAACAAUUUUAUUUUGUAACAUGACCCUGCCCGAGUGGCUGGAGCUUCGCCCUCCUCUGGUGUCCUAACAACAAGGUGCUGAAUUAAUCCAAUAAUUUUAGUGGGAUUUGCAAUGAUAGCUGCGUGCUGAAGUAAUCCUAUAACAUUCUCGAGAUUUUGAACGAUAGCUUGGUAUAUCUACCAUAUGGUCAUUAACUAAGUUAUGUCUUGGAUUAACUAAUAGUUGUUCGGCAUUCAAGAUUGUGCUUAUGACCUUUGUUGUUUUUGUUUUUGUUUUUGUUUUUGUUUUGGGGUUAUAUGGACCGAGAAGAACAGCAAUGCACAUACAAAUUGAUUCCAAACGAGAAUCAGUUUCUUCCAAACGGGAGCUCAGUCAUUUUAGCCACAAAAAUCAUCGAUUCAUUUUCGAAGAACACAACAAUGUGGGUACUGAUUUAUCCUGCUAUGGAUGUGAACAACCGAUCUGGGGUCCCACCUAUUGGUGCAUAUGGUGCAAUUUUUACUUGCACCAAUCAUGUGCAGAGCUUCCUCAAGAGCUACGGACACACCCAAUUCACUCUCACCAUCCACUCACUCUCCUCGCACACCCACCUAAUGGCGAAACCAUUUGCCACUGUUCUACCUGUGGCAAAAAAUGUGAGAGGUUUUUCUACAGUUGCUACAAAUGUAGCUUUAAUAUCGACAUUGUAUGCCUUUCGGCAAUGGAUAUGAUUCACCAUACGAUCAAGCAUGAGAGCCACAACCACCAGUUGAUCCACGUGCAGAGGCCGGCCUUGUUCUUUUGUUUGGCUUGUGGUACCGAACAUAGAGGGGCCUCGUACCUUUGUACCACGUGCAGGUUCUGGGUCAACCAGAUAUGUGCUUCGCUACCGCGCACUGUAAAAUACCAUAAGCACCAUCACCAACUUGCUCUCUCGUAUUCUCUUCCCGAUGAACAUUAUCAGUUUAGGCCUGAUUGUGAUAUUUGUUCUGGGAAGUUGAGCAGAAUGCAUUGGGUUUAUCUUUGCGUUGGUUGCCGAUACUUCGCCCAUGUCAAUUGUGCAACAUCCAAGGCCGAGCCGUUCAGGGACUGUGAAAUAGAGGUCGAAUCCAAAAAUGUUGACCCAAAGCUGAUCAGAUUGCCAUUAGCCGAUCAAUCGGUCGAUCCUCUACUGCUUUUCAUCAAGCACAUCGGGCUGCAAGGGAAGUAUAAAAAAGCCUCAGAGGUCACUCACAUUAGUCAUGACCAUCCAUUGGUUUUCGCUGACAACAUAAUCAACGAAGACAAACUUCCCCUCAUGACUGAGGAGAGACGAAGAGAAAAUUGAAAAGCGUGCGCCCAACCCGUUUCGGCCCCAUAUUUCCACUGCAGUCAAUGCAACUUCUUUCUCCAUGAGUGUUGUGCAGAGUUACCCGACAAAUUGCAACAUCCAUGUCACCCAGAGCACCCGCUUAUCUUGAUUGCAGAGCUCAGCACAAACUUUCGUCUACGCAAAUGUGCAUGUUGUUCAAAAUGGUGCAACGUCUUUAUGUUUGGUUGCUCUUCUUGUGAUUUCUACCUCGACAUCCUGUGUGCUUCCCUACCCACUAUUAUCCGACAUGAAGCUCACCAGCGUGCCCUUGCUUCAAGGAAAGUAUGCAAUGUUAUUUGUAGCAUAUGUAGUGGGAAUGUUCAAGGGUUUGUGUUUGAAUGCGGUGGUUGCAGUUUCAUCUUAUGCUAUUUUUGUGCUCUAUUGCCGUCAAAGUUCACGCAUAGAUGGGAUAAACACCCUUUCUUGUUAACCUACUCACCCGUUGAAAACCAUAUGGAUGAGUAUUAUUGUGAGAUGUGUGAGCGAGAAGUAAACCCCAAACGUUGGUUCUAUCACUGUGUCGAUUGCGACCAAUCGUUCCAUACAGGAUGUGUCGAAACUUUCUUCAGCGAUUUGCAUUUAAAUGUGAAGUUUGGGGAUACUCUCAAGGUUGACAAACACUCCCACCUUCUUUCUUGCGUUCGAUGCCCUAAGAACAAUUGCCAACAGCCCUCUUGUAAUAGCUGCGGUGGAUUACUCCUAAAGGAUAGUAUGGCCUUUGAAUGUGCUCCUUGUAAGUGAAGGCUCCACCACGAGUGUGCGAAUGAUGCAGCAAGCAAGAGAAGUUCUGUGAAGAAGCCACUGGAUAUUUUCUACCCCAAAGUGUAUUCAUAGUUACACUCUUAAGUCACAUAAUGCAUGAGGAUUGAAUGUGCACCUUGUUAUUUGUCUUUUUUUUUUUUUUUGUAUGUCGCAAAAGAGUUUGUAUGGUGUUAUUCCCGAUGCAUGGCAUCGUUAAAAGUUAGUUAAGUUAUGCAAUUUUAUGGCCGUUAGUUUCA